Messenger RNA from Achroia grisella, 1500 nucleotides. RefSeq names its product sodium channel protein Nach-like. The record is from RefSeq and is a predicted model, not a curated record. Gene Ontology annotation, biological process: sodium ion transmembrane transport. The transcript has 12 exons. Gene Ontology annotation, molecular function: ligand-gated sodium channel activity. Gene Ontology annotation, cellular component: membrane. NCBI's taxonomy places the organism in Eukaryota, Metazoa, Arthropoda, Insecta, Lepidoptera, Pyralidae.
AUGAAAGGAAAUUUCAAAGAUUUAUUCCGUAAAUUCUGUUUGGAAGGCUCAUUUGUGGGACUAAAAUAUUUUUAUAUAUAUCCAGAUUUUGUGUCAAGAUGUUUCUGGAUGUUAAACACUGUGCUGACCUUGGGUCUAUCGUAUCUACUCGUCUACCUGCUGUAUCACCGUUUCAAUGAGAUGCCUACAAGGAUAACCAUAGAGAAUCAAUACGAGAUGAUGGAUGACAUGCCUUACCCGUCUAUUACGAUCUGUUCACCAAAUCAGAUGACCAUCAGUUCUAUGACACAUUUUAACAAGACACUUGUAGAUGGUAACGUAACAUUUGAUUUAGAACAUAUUCUGCCGCAACUAUUGGGAUUUUAUGCACCUUUACAAUUAUGGGACGUCCCUGGACUAGAACAGCUGCAGACUGUUAUCAACCUUAACAGAUACACAGUAACUGAAGUAAUUAACUCAAUGCCACAACGCUGUGAUCGAUUUUUAAAAAUGUGCAUAUUAGAUAGGAAGUUGUAUCCUCAGUGUGAAGAACUAUUCAGGCCAAUCCUCACGAUGUACGGACAUUGCUGUAUCUUCAAUAAUAUAUACUACUUCAAGAAUCAAUUAAGGAAUGAAAAGGACAAUAAUAUCUACAGGUGGAAAGUGAAAUCGUUCGGCGUAAUGGAGGCACUGACGGUGGUCGUUGACUACGAGCCUGAAGACGCACUGGAUGGCACCAUACUCAACGCGGGUUCAAUACGGUUAAUGUUCAACGACAUGAACGAGUUUCCAGCUGAAGAAGAAACAAAAUUAGUGCAUCCAUAUACAGAGUCGUUCCACGUAAUCCAAGCUGCUUAUACGUACUGUUCUGAGGAUGUUCGCAAUUUACCAUUUACGAGUCGUAAAUGUUACUUCAACGACGAGCAUCACCUGCCAUUUUUUGGUGAUUAUCAUAAUUCCGACUGCGACCUUUUAUGUUACGUGAAAGCAGUGGAAGCCGCCUGCAACUGCAUAACUAUCAGCUAAUACUAUGUGCCCGCGCUAUAUUCUGACCUAUUUUACCAUGAUCCCCGGCAGGCCUGUAACUUUACAAGUAUCUCUUGCAUAAUGGAAACAAAACUUCACAUCUACGAAUCGCUUACAACAAACAACUGCGAUUGUCCGAGAGAUUGUGACUCUCGCCGCUACACCACUGAAAUGACAGUAGGCAACCUGAAAGCUCUUCCGUACUUAGUAACAAAUGCAUUUUCCGGUGUAACGUUCAACAGAAGUUCCGCCAUUAUGCAUUUCUACUUUCCAAGUCCGGUAUAUGUAAAACAGAAGCAGGAGACUGUGAUGUCACUUAUUAGCUUAGCUUCAAACCUGGGAGGUGUGUUUGGUUUGUGCCUGGGUUCGAGUGCUAUAAGCGUUUUAGAAAUAUUGUUCUACUCAUAUAAAGCAAUAAAUAACUAUAUUUCAAGAACGAAAGAAAUACGCAGAGGUUUACAAACGCAAUUGGAAGUAUUUGACUAUAAUUCCUAA